CUCACGCUGAAAAACGAAGGCAACUUUCUUGCCAUUACCAACUUCUCUUUACAGUAAUAACAACACAAGUUCUGUUGCAAAAUCAACAUGGCUUCACAGGAAGCUUGGCUCUUGGAGAAUGGCAAAGGGUUGAGCCACAGUCGACAUGGCAGAACUGCCCACAACAUGUCGUCUUCUUCAUUGAGGAAGAAGUCUGAUCUCACCCUUGUAUCGAAAGUUCCUUUUAGUUGCCUCAGACAAUUGCUUGCUAAUCUGCAAGAGGUCUUCCUGGGAACUAAACUUUCGAUCCUCUUUCCAGCAGUACCAUUAGCCAUAAUCGCUCAGUGUUUUGGUUUUGGAAGACCAUGGGUUUUCGCUUUGAGCUUAUUGGGACUUACUCCUUUAGCCGAACGUGUUAGCUUUCUGACCGAGCAAAUUGCUUACUACACAGGCCCAACAGUGGGAGGACUCCUGAAUGCAACCUGUGGCAAUGCCACCGAGCUCAUCAUAGCAAUCUUUGCCCUAGCUGAACUUAAAAUAGACGUGGUCAAGUAUUCUCUUCUGGGUUCCAUUCUUUCAAACCUCCUUCUGGUUCUUGGCACCUCUCUCUUCUGUGGAGGCAUUGCCAACCUCAGAUCCGAGCAAAAAUUUGAUAGAAGACAAGCCGACGUGAACUCACAGAUGCUAUUGUUGGCAUUGUUGUGCCACCUGCUACCGCUACUGUUCAGAUAUGCGGGUGGCGGUCACUCAGACGCUCUCACAGCGGACCCAACACUUCACUUGUCAAGAGUCGCCAGUAUUGUGAUGUUGAUUGCGUAUAUUGUCUACAUUAUCUUCCAACUGUGGACACACAGGCAACUGUUUGAAGCUCAGGAGGAGGAAGAUGGUGAUGAUGGGAGCUCGGAAGAAGCGGCUGUGCUAGGAUUUUGGACUGGAUUCAUCUGGUUGGUUGUGAUGACUGUUGUCAUUGCUAUAUUAUCCGAGUAUGUUGUGGGCACCAUUGAGGAUGCUUCAGAUUCCUGGGGAAUUUCUGUCAGCUUCCUCAGCAUCAUCUUGCUGCCAAUUGUUGGAAAUGCGGCUGAGCAUGCUGGAGCCGUCAUAUUUGCUUUUAAAAACAAGCUGGAUAUAACCUUGGGUGUUGCUUUGGGUUCUUCAACUCAGAUUGCUUUGUUUGUGGUUCCAUUGACUGUGAUUGUUGCUUGGAUAAUGGGAAUUAACAUGGAUCUCAACUUCAAUCUCAUUGAGACUGGCUCUCUUGCUCUAUCAAUUAUCGCCACAGCUUUCACUUUACAGGAUGGGAGUUCUCAUUACUUGAAAGGACUGGUUCUUCUGCUCUGCUACAUAGUUAUUGGAGCCUGUUUUUUUGUAUCGAAAAAACCUCUAGGCCAUGCAAAUCUGGCCAACUUGGGCAUUCAAUCAUCUUAAAUAAGAUUGGCCAUUCUGGGACUGAAGAUUGUAAAAAGUUCAACAUGAAUGCAUUUCUUAUUCUUUCAACAGGUGUCAAGUCACCAACUCUAUUGAAGCUUGAUGAAGAUCUUCUCUCGGGAUUUUUUUUCUUUUGUUUUUUUUUUUUUAAAAUAACUGAGUGAGAGCUUGUUGUAUGCUUCCCUCUUGUGGUGGUGUUGGCUACAGGCAUAAUAGUUCUUGCUUACCUUUGUAAUGUCAAAAAUCCAUAAAAUCGAAUUGGUUUGUUUUUUCAGGUUUUUAA
This is a messenger RNA of Mangifera indica (mango), 1687 nucleotides long. RefSeq names its product vacuolar cation/proton exchanger 3-like. The record is from RefSeq and is a predicted model, not a curated record. Gene Ontology annotation, molecular function: calcium:proton antiporter activity. Gene Ontology annotation, biological process: calcium ion transmembrane transport; intracellular calcium ion homeostasis. The transcript is spliced from 10 exons. Bases 88 to 1404 code for a protein of 438 amino acids. Lineage: Eukaryota; Viridiplantae; Streptophyta; Magnoliopsida; Sapindales; Anacardiaceae. Gene Ontology annotation, cellular component: plant-type vacuole membrane.